Molecule: messenger RNA, 992 nt
Organism: Notechis scutatus (mainland tiger snake)
Lineage: Eukaryota; Metazoa; Chordata; Lepidosauria; Squamata; Elapidae
Gene: PFDN4
Product: prefoldin subunit 4
Biological process (GO): protein folding
Cellular component (GO): prefoldin complex; cytoplasm
Source: RefSeq, a predicted model, not a curated record
AGCAGUGGUAUCAAUGCAGAGUAGGUGGUUUAGUCCACAACAUGGCGGCCACCAUGAAGAAAGCGGCAGCAGAAGACGUUAACGUUACUUUUGAAGAUCAGCAGAAAAUCAACAAGUUUGCUAGAAACACCAGUAGAAUUACAGAACUAAAAGAAGAAAUAGACGAUAAGAAGAAACAGCUCCAGAACCUGCAAGAUGCUUGUGAUGACAUUCUGGUGCUUGAUGAUGAUUCAUUAUUGAUACCAUAUCAAAUUGGAGAUGUCUUCAUUAGUCACCCACAAGUUGAAACAGAAGAGAUGUUGGAGGAGGCAAAGAAAAACUUACAGGAAGAAAUUGGAACUUUGGAAGCACAAGUGGAAUCCAUCCAAAAAGUAUUAUCAGAUCUUAAAGUCCAGCUUUAUGCAAAGUUUGGCAACAAUAUAAAUCUCGAGGCAGACGAUAAUUAAAUAGGAAUAGAAAUAGUAUUGGAUGUUUUUGUACUAAUUAUUUUUGCUUCAUGGUCAGUUUUUUUUGAGAAACCCGUCUUUUCUUUAAAUUACAUUUUUGUUUCAUGUAUUUAAUUACAUACAUUCUUAUUUAUAUGUUUGUCUAAAUUCUCUGGUGUGUUAUUAAAGGUGGGUGCUUAAAAGUUUACUGAAAAAAGUAAUAAAGCUCACAGAAAUACAUUCUCCUUUCAUGCCUAUUAUAUAAGUACAUUUUAGGAAAAAAUAUUUUUAAAUGUUAGCGAAAGACGGUUCAUUGAGAAUAAGCACAAAUUACAAAUGAGUUUUAAUAUUUAGCAAAAAUUAUCACUCAAAAUGCAUCUUUGAAAGAGAUAGGAAAGCUUAAAAAUCAGUUCUGUAGAGCAGCCUAAUCCAAAUCCAUGUUGAUUUUCAAGUAUUAUUUAAUUCAAUCUAAAGGAGGAGGGAGUUUGGAGUAAUUUUAAGCAAGAAAAUUUUGAUACGUGAACAUUUGCAUGUUGUGAAAAAACCCCAACAUUUUGAUUUUUUUUU